GCUUCAACUGCCUGCUGGGGCGGCAGAAGUGAAGUAACUGAGGACCGGAAGGAUGGUGCAGUCGUGUUCCGCCUACGGCUGCAAAAACCGAUACGAUAAGGAUAAGCCGGUUUCUUUCCACAAGUUUCCUCUUACUCGACCCAGUCUUUGUAAAAAAUGGGAGGCGGCUGUCCGAAGAAAAAACUUUAAGCCCACCAAGUACAGCAGUAUUUGCUCAGAACACUUCACCCCAGACUGCUUCAAGAGGGAGUGCAACAACAAGUUACUGAAAGAGAACGCUGUUCCCACAAUAUUUCUUUGCACGGAACCACAUGACAAGAAGGAAGACCUGGAGCCACCGGAGCAGCAGCCCCCGCCUCCCCUGACCCCGCCCAUCUCCCAGGUCGACGCUGCCAUCGGAUUGCUCAUGCCCCCGCUCCAGACCCCCGAUAACCUGUCCGUGUUCUGCGACCACAACUACACCGUGGAGGACACCAUGCACCAGAGGAAGCGGAUUCACCAGCUGGAGCAGCAGGUGGAGAAGCUCAGGAAGAAGCUCAAGACCGCCCAGCAGCGGUGCCGGAGGCAGGAACGGCAGCUGGAGAAGUUAAAGGAGGCGGCGCACUUUCAGAAGGAGAAAGACGACGUCUCGGAGAGGGGCUACGUGAUCCUGCCCAAUGACUAUUUCGAAAUCGUGGAAGUCCCAGCGUAAAAAAAGUGAAAUUUAUGUCGAUUUUUAACGGGGCGAUACCACACACACACCCCUCUUCUAGCCCACAGGGGAGUUUCGUUUGAAAAGAUUACACUUGAUUACUUGUAUAAAAACCAUUCAGAAUAUUUUUUUAAAAAGAAUAAAUUAGAUAUAUACUGUAAAAUUGUAAUUUUUUUUUUUAGUUUGUAAUGUCAGCGUUUUUACAUUUUAACAAAGUAUUUUAAAAGUUAUAAAGUAACCUCAGAGCUCCCAUAUAAGUUGGUUUCCAGAUUGGGGAUUUUUGUUUUUUAAUUUGAGUAUUUCUAGAAAUGACAGAAACAUAAAAAAGAGAAUGAGAACAGUACAGUGAGGAUGAUUUCGGUUUAAAGCGUAACAUUUUUAAUUAAUGCAGUUUAUUGAAAGAACUUAGUUACGUCUUAAAUCAGAAGCAAGGGACAUAACUUCUCAGAAUAUAUAUAUAUUCUUAUUCACACAUUCUUGUUUGUCAAGUCAGAAGAUUCAUCUGUCUUUCUUAAUCACUUGUCAAAGUUGGCAAGUCAAUACUUUAAAAAGAAAAAAAAAAGAUCAGUUGUCUUCUGAGCAGAAAAUGAGUCAUUCCAUACUGACUCUAAAUGGUUAAAUAAUGCUACAAAAUUGAUUUUUAAAAGUGGGCCCUUCUCUCCCCCCACUGUCUAGCAUUAUAGAGUUAGAAGUGCAUCUCCAGUGGAAGAUACAUCCUUCAAUAAAUAAAGUAAGCAUUGCUAUCCACGAAGUAAUGAAGAUGGUGACCUGGUCCAUGGUUCGCUUUUUUCUGUCCCUGCUCUGAGCCAAGGGACAUCCAAUUCCCCAACUGUAGUUACACCUGCAUCCAAAUCUCUAACCAGGUGUAUUGUGUUGGUAGAGUUUGACUUGUACUGUAGUAUGGAAAUCUUGCCCUUGACUAAUUGAUUUUGGCCAAGGCUUCACAUAAAAAAUGAUUUCUUCACUUUUAGCACGAGUUUGAAAUGAUACCCCAUUUACCUAAGUGAAUGUUAGCUCUGUUCAGAAGCAUCUUGAUACGUAAUGCUUGGAAUGUUGAGAUUUAAAACACUGACGAUUCUGUUCAGACUGUGAGUUGUGUUCUGACUUGGUGAGAAGUUUUUCAUGUAUUGGAAAUGAAAACAGUUCUGCAUGAAUAAGUUCUCCUGUAGGGAUUACCUCCUUAGAUUGAGAAUAACCGCUCCCAUGGUGAUGAUUUUGUAUUUCAGAGUGCUGCACAGAACAUUUGAAAAGAUGCCGCGGUGGUGUUCAGGAGUGUCUUUUGUAGACCUGGUUUUCAUUGUGAUUCGCUGCCAUGGUGCCAGCGGGCAGUGCUUGAUUCCUGGAGAUUUGAUUUUUACGGUUACCUGAAAUCUGAUGACGUUUAGAACUAACUCUAAGAAAACAGAGGACUUUUUCCAGUUAUUCAUGGGUCUCAUUACUGCUUUUGGAAACCACAGAGUCUCCAAAUAGUUUGUUUUCACAUUUCAUGUCUCUAGCAAUUCCUGGAGGACACGUGGGUGAAUAUUUUGCAAAGUAGGUAUCUUAAAUCUAAAUUAUCAUCUACGUAAAAGAAAAUCUGUGUGUGUGUGUGUCCUCAGAACCAAGCAUCCAACACUGAAUUGUAAAAAUGAUCGUCACUAUGACUUAGCGCCUUAGCGUUGUGAUUUAACCUGAAGCUACUUUUUUUUUUCAUGACAGACGUAAAUCGGUAUUUGGAGAGGACUGAGCAAGCAUCAUGUAUACCAACCGUUUGCAUUUAAAUCAUUUAUUAUGUUUAACGGGGAGUUUGAGGUACAGGUGCUUAUCUCUGAAUCUGAGAUGUAACAUUUGUUGAAAUGUUUUAAACAGUCAUUUUGUCUUUAAAAUUCACUUUGUCUGUUGUAUUGUUUCUAACAAUGCCAAGAAGGGGAGAACACUUUGGCUAAAAUAGGUCCUGUCCAUGCAGCGCGAAACUCAGCCUGAAACGACAGGGGCUGGGUCUCAGUCUGGAGCAGGUGGGCAGGAGACCCCUGUGAGUUUCAGCCUGUUCCGAAGGAUGCCCUUUAUUUUAAGCACAUAGAGUAACAUCCUAAAACUUCCAUCGAGGAGUAACAUAAGCUGGCAAUAAUAGUGGGAAGAAAUAACUUUCUUAAUAGAACUACCAGGAAAACUGUAGAAUUUUAGAAUUAGAAGGGACCUAGACAUCACUGAGCACGUGCCUGACCUACAAAACCCCUUGUAAAAUAUCCCUGACAAGUGGACACCCGUUCUCUGUGUGCCAUUGACAUCUGAGCAGUUCUGCUUAGUUUCUUUCAAAUAAGUUUCCGGAUUAGGGUAGAAUUUGUUACCACUUUUCUUUUUCACUCGUUUUUCAUGCCAGUACAGACUUCACGUUGAACUACUGCCUCGUUCGAACUUUCAAAUUCCAAAUUAAAGAAGUUUUAAAGUUUUGUAAAAUAAAUGUUUAUUAAUUGUGUACCUGUUAUGUCUAUGAAAAAUAAUUGUCAUUGCAGUAAAGAAACAGUCGUGUCUAAAAUGAUUUGCAAAACGUUUUACUUCGUAAUCCAAGUACGUGAGAUUUUUUUCUUUUAACUGAAAUUUGUCAUCCCUUUCUUAGAAGUAUUAACUGUAAUGGUGGAGGCAAGUGAAAGUUUCACUUGAUAUGGAUUACUUUUUAGAUUAAAGUCAUAUUCUUUGAUCCUCUUUAGAUAUUAAAAAAAUUAUGUACAAAUACA
This is a messenger RNA of Vicugna pacos (alpaca), 3405 nucleotides long. The record is from RefSeq and is a predicted model, not a curated record. NCBI's taxonomy places the organism in Eukaryota, Metazoa, Chordata, Mammalia, Artiodactyla, Camelidae.